AUGCGAUGCAAAGAUUUUAUGAUAAGACGAUCGAGGCCAGAAGUGAAGCGGAGUGAUCCAGAUGGACCCUCUUAUCCCUCACCGAAUGGAAAACGGGAUAAGAGAGAAAAAAGACCAGCGACAGGUGCUUUUCUGGCCUUUGCUUUGACGCUGGGGGUGAUCUACCUGACAAUCUUCAAAAGUCGUUCCUCAGUACGAAAGCAAAUUUCUCCUGCUGCUGAAGUCAUUUCUGGUUCUUCAGGUGCAGGUACUCCAAAUGCUACGGAAAUAGACAAGGAUUCAGCGAUUGUGGAAUGUAUUGUAUCGACGGCUAAUUGGAAGAGUGACGAAGCUGCUAAUGGAGUCUUGAGGAUAACAGUAGACAGGCGCGCUCCAGAUUCCGAGUUGUUCCUCUAUCUAGUUUCGGAAGGAUACUACGAUGAGACUCAUAUUUUUCGAGUAAUCAAGGGCUUUGUCGCACAGUUUGGGUUCCAUCCAGACAAAGAAAUGAUAAAUUGGAAGGCAAAGAUUGAGAACAAAAGGAAAGUGCAUCGAUCUUUUAAGGCAGGCAAGAUAAAUUUGCAGAAUGAAAAGGGGACUCUGACGAUGAUAAAGGGUCCGUCGCCACAAAUUUUUUUAAAUAUUGGAGAUAACCGCCGUCUUGACAAGGAUGGUACGUUGCCGGUUGGCUUUGUGGAUGAUUAUAGCAUAUAUCUCGGUGAAAAGAUAUACAGUGGAUACAAGCCUGGGAUUGGUCAGAUAGCUUCCAUCAAGAAUGGCACUGUGUCUGAGUUGUUCCCAAGAAUGAGCAAAAUAGAGAAAUGUUCGUUUCGAGAGUAA
Molecule: messenger RNA, 819 nt
Organism: Cylindrotheca closterium
Lineage: Eukaryota; Bacillariophyta; Bacillariophyceae; Bacillariales; Bacillariaceae
Source: the annotation of a GenBank genome assembly